Messenger RNA from Mycena indigotica, 1083 nucleotides. RefSeq lists its product as uncharacterized. The coding region runs from base 1 to 1083 and encodes 360 amino acids. NCBI's taxonomy places the organism in Eukaryota, Fungi, Basidiomycota, Agaricomycetes, Agaricales, Mycenaceae. The record is from RefSeq and is a predicted model, not a curated record. The transcript is spliced from 5 exons.
AUGCCCUCCAUUCCGCUGGGUAAAACUCUGAUCUACUAUGUCUGUGGUUUCGCUGUCGAAUCGGUCGUUUUUGGAAUGUACUCUGUCGUAGCACUCCUCUCGACACGGAUGUUACUGAAACGAGGGUUAAAAACGAAAGCCAACAAAAACUUGUUUGCCAUAACGCUAUUCAUGUACAUCCUGUCGACGCUCUUCUGGCUCUACGGAUUUGUAAACACGGCCUCAAGAGUGACUGCUUUCGUAGACCACCCACAAGAUCCAGCGCCUCGUAUUCCUGGCACCCGUUUCUUCGUCCUGUCCAACGCGGUUAUCCUAAUCAACUUUGCUCUUUCUGACGCCCUGGUUAUUUGGCGCGCACGCUUAAUAUGCGCUUCAGAACAUCGCAAAUACAUGAUCUUACCAAGUUGCUUCGUGGUACUCACCUCCCUAUCAAUCGCGGCCUUGAUUAGCUUGCGCAUCGCCGGACUAUGGUCGGUUUCCCUGACCAAACACCCCGCAUUCGUCAAGGUCAUCGACAUACUGCAAAUCAACGGGAUGUUCCUCAGCCUCCUCUCAAAUCUCACAACCACCGGCGUCGUCGGAGUCACGGCUUGGCAACAUCGAGAAACCAUCCGCACCGGAUUCAAAAAGACAACACAAGGCAACCGCAUUUUGAAGCUUCUUCUCGAGUCCGGAGUUGUUUACUGCGUGAUGGGCGUUUUAGGGCUGGUCGCUUCACUGACCCGUUUACCCUACAACACCCUCGGAGACCUCUUCAUCCCGAUAAGCGUGCUGCUUGCCAGCGCCUACACUCCCACUAUACUCUUAAUGGUCAACUCCCAGCGCUCACUUAGUGAGGCCACGUUCUUGGGUAGCAUCGAUCUCUCUGAUGACUGUCCACCUCAAACGCAUGCCACAGCCACUAGCUUUAUCGCAGGCGCUUCUUCACUGCCAUGGCUAGCAGUUGACCACGCCGAGCCAAAGCUAGCUCUUUCUCAAGGGGAGCUGGCCAGGGACUCGGAUUCCGUUAUGUCCGGAACGACAAUACUGGAUGAAGAAGAGAGAGGACAUCGACACAAGAUCUCCAACGCAACCCUCGUCUAA